Molecule: messenger RNA, 1272 nt
Organism: Pollicipes pollicipes
Lineage: Eukaryota; Metazoa; Arthropoda; Thecostraca; Pollicipedomorpha; Pollicipedidae
Product: procathepsin L-like
Exons: 4
Coding region: 1-1272 (423 amino acids)
Biological process (GO): proteolysis
Molecular function (GO): cysteine-type peptidase activity
Source: RefSeq, a predicted model, not a curated record
AUGCACUUCUUCCACGCCGUCGACACGCGCUCGUUCUUCGGGACCAGUCACGUGACGGCGGCGCUGCAGGAGGCCCGCAGCACGACAUCUGUCGGCCUGCGGUUCCGCACUGGUCGCGGCGACGCCCUGCUGCUGCAGCCCCGCACCAACCCGCGCACGUUUCCGUUCAGGCGGCCCCGCACCAACCCGCGCACGUUUCCGUUCAAGCAGCCCCGCACCAACCCGCGCACGUUUCCGUUCCGGCGGCCGCCGCUUCAGAGCCACAACGCCGCCCACAGCCUCGCCAUGCAGCUCGCCGUGCUCUUCGCCCUGAUUGCGGCCGCCGCCGGCAGCCUAGUGGCGCGCCACGAGUGGGAGAGCUUCAAGCUGACCCACCGCAAGCAGUACGAGACGCUGGAGCAGGAGGCGCACCGGAUGGGCGUGUUCGCCGACAACAUGCGCCGCAUCCGUGAGCACAACGCCGCCGCCGCCGCCGGCCGGCACAGCUUCACCCUCGCCAUGAACCACUUCGGCGAUCUGAGCGAGGGCGAGUUCAAGGCGUACGUGGCGAAGUUCAACACGAGCCGGCGGGGGCGCGCCGCGCCGCGCCGCCUGCACCAGGUGUCGGCCGCGCGGCUACCGGAGGCCAAGGACUGGCGGGACGAGGGCGCCGUCACGCCCGUCAAGGACCAGGGCCAGUGCGGCUCAUGCUGGGCCUUCUCCACCACGGGCUCGGUGGAAGGCGCCACGUUCCUGAGCAGCGGUGCGCUCGUGUCGCUCUCCGAACAGAAUCUGAUGGAUUGUUCGCGACCGCAGGGCAACCUCGGCUGCCAAGGCGGCCUCAUGGACUCGGCCUUCGACUACGUCAUCGCCAACGGCGGCGUCGCCACAGAGGACUCUUACCCGUACGAGGAGCGCUCCAGCUUCCGCUGCCGCUACGAUGCUGCCGCUCCGGGCGCCAGCAUCUCCAGCUACAAGGACGUGCCGUCGGGCAGCGAGGAGGCGCUGCAGUCGGCAGUGGCCUUCGUCGGCCCCGUCUCCGUCGCCAUCGACGCUUCGCGCUUCUCAUUCCAGUUCUACUCGUCCGGCGUGUACGAUGAGGCGGCCUGCUCCAGCUCGCGGCUCGACCACGGCGUGCUGGCCGUGGGCUACGGCUCCGAGGCCGGUGCCGACUACUGGCUGGUCAAAAACUCGUGGGGCACCAGCUGGGGCCAAGCCGGCUACAUCUGGAUGGCGCGCAACAGGCGCAACCAGUGCGGCGUUGCUACCCAGGCGUCUUACCCGGUGGUUUAA